Messenger RNA from Fusarium tjaetaba, 1782 nucleotides. Its product is annotated as Type 2C phosphatase. The record is from RefSeq and is a predicted model, not a curated record. Gene Ontology annotation, molecular function: protein serine/threonine phosphatase activity. NCBI's taxonomy places the organism in Eukaryota, Fungi, Ascomycota, Sordariomycetes, Hypocreales, Nectriaceae. The transcript has 3 exons. Bases 1 to 1782 code for a protein of 593 amino acids. Gene Ontology annotation, biological process: protein dephosphorylation.
AUGAAUCGAGCCGCAGUGAGAGCCUUAAGGACGACCUCACUUUCGACCGUCCGCACUCUCUCCCGCACUCCUCGUCGUGGCUUCGCCGUCUCGUCCUUCACUCUCGCCCAGGCAAGAUCCAAGGCUAGCGCACACGCUCGAAGCGGUCGCCGCAACCCUGCAGGUGCCAUUCCCCUAAGGUCUUCUAUGUACUUUCGUCGCCUGCCAGUCGCGCUGGUAUCCAGUAUCGUCGUCGGAUACGGCGCCUGGUACUCUCUCAACAGCUCUGACACACCCGGCUCGGCUGUAGGCUCUAGGACUAGCCUCGCCUCGACUCAGACAGCGGAUGUAUUACCGACUCGGACUGUUCUCGUAGUAGGCGCCGACGAACUUAGACAAGGCACCAUUGUUGGCGAGGGACCCAUCUCCAAGGCAACUAGUGACGACGGGCGUCGCAUUGUCGAGAUGUUGACUCCCGACCAAGCAACGCAGAAGCUUCGUCGCCUCGAACAGUCUUUUUCCGUCAGCCGAGGACAGGGUGUCACACGUUACGACCUGGUACAGCUGCCCAGUAACGACCCAAUCGAGGAUGAUCACGCCGAGAAGAUUGUUCAAGUCCCCAGUAGAUAUUCUGUCGAGACAGAUAACAGCGAUUGGAUGUUUUGGGGUGUUUUUGACGGCCAUUCAGGAUGGACUACUUCUGCAACCUUGAGGGAAAGCCUGAUUAACUACGUCGCCCGCGAAUUGAACGAAACCUACAAGAAGGCUUCCGGUGAUCUUCCCUCUGAGGAUGCAGUAAAUCUGGCCAUCAAAACUGGGUUCAACAACCUUGAUAACGAGAUCGUCCACAAGAGCGUGGAGAAGGUGUUCAAGGGCGGUUCCAAGACUGUCGCAGCCGAGAUUCUACAGCCCGCUCUAUCAGGAUCGUGUGCCCUGUUAUCAUUCUACGACAGCCGCAGCAACCUCCUACGGGUUGCAUGCACUGGUGACUCUCGCGCAGUCCUUGGUCGCAGGGCACAGAACGGAAAGUGGACAGCCACUGCUCUAUCAGAGGAUCAGACGGGUAGCAACCCUCAAGAGGUUGAGCGCAUGCGCAAGGAGCAUCCUGGGGAGGAAAACGUCAUCCGAAAUGGCCGUGUUCUUGGUGGAUUAGAGCCUAGUCGUGCCUUUGGAGACGCCGUCUACAAGUGGAGCAGAGAUGUAGCCUGGAAGUUGCGCGAGAACUUCUUUGGUCGCAGCCCUUCACCUCUUUUAAAGACUCCUCCCUAUGUUACCGCCGAGCCUAUCGUUACAACCACCAAGGUCAACCCCGAGAAUGGUGAUUUCCUUGUCCUGGCAACCGAUGGCCUCUGGGAGAUGCUUACCAAUGAAGAGGUUGUCGGCCUUGUAGGCAAGUGGAUUGAGACUCAGGGACAGUCUGGAACCAACUCACAGUUUGAUGCUGCAUGGAACAAGAUCUUUGGCUCGUCAAAAACACCAUUACCCGUUGAGGAGAGCAAGACCGCCGGACCUGAUGGCAACAAGACCCCUAUCCGUGUUCAGCAAUGGGGUAUUGACCCGGAUGCUAAGGAUCGCUUCACCGUGAAGGAUAAUAAUGUGGCUACACACCUUGUCCGAAACGCCCUUGGUGGCAACAACGACGAACAGGUCUGCGCUUUGCUCACGCUGCCUUCGCCUUUCUCACGACGAUACCGUGAUGACUUGACUGUGCAAGUCAUCUUCUUCGGCCAUGGGGAGAAGACAGGCGAGGUAACUGUCAAUCUCGAGGCUACAGCUGGAGAAGGUGUCAAGGCGAAGUUGUAG